Molecule: messenger RNA, 279 nt
Organism: Mesoplodon densirostris (Blainville's beaked whale)
Lineage: Eukaryota; Metazoa; Chordata; Mammalia; Artiodactyla; Ziphiidae
Product: C-C motif chemokine 4
Exons: 3
Coding region: 1-279 (92 amino acids)
Biological process (GO): positive regulation of ERK1 and ERK2 cascade; G protein-coupled receptor signaling pathway; cellular response to interleukin-1
Cellular component (GO): extracellular region
Molecular function (GO): CCR chemokine receptor binding; chemokine activity
Source: RefSeq, a predicted model, not a curated record
AUGAAGCUCUGCAUGACUGUCCUCUCCUUCCUCGUGCUCGCAGCUGCUUUCUGCUCUCUGGCACUCUCAGCACCAAUGGGCUCGGACCCUCCCACUGCCUGCUGCUUCUCUUACACCCUGCGGAAGCUUCCUCGCAACUUUGUGAUCGAUUACUACGAGACCAGCAGUCUCUGCUCCCAGCCAGCUGUGGUAUUCCAAACCAAAAGGGGCAGGCAGGUGUGUGCCAACCCCAGCGAUCCCUGGGUCCAGGAGUACAUGGAUGACCUUGAACUGAACUGA